Pollicipes pollicipes is the source of this 946-nucleotide messenger RNA. RefSeq lists its product as uncharacterized. The record is from RefSeq and is a predicted model, not a curated record. Gene Ontology annotation, cellular component: extracellular region. NCBI's taxonomy places the organism in Eukaryota, Metazoa, Arthropoda, Thecostraca, Pollicipedomorpha, Pollicipedidae. Bases 35 to 721 code for a protein of 228 amino acids. Gene Ontology annotation, biological process: central nervous system formation; innate immune response. Gene Ontology annotation, molecular function: Toll binding; growth factor activity. The transcript has 4 exons.
CUCAGCACUUCUCUUCACCUCCCCCUUCGACGUCAUGGCGCUCAAAGUGAUCAGCCUGCUGGCGUGCGCCGCCCUGGCUGCGGCCAACGUCCACCCGCCCCAGUACGGCGGCCACCCGGCCCCCCACCACGGCGCCUACAAGCAGCAUUACUGCGACCCCACGGCGGCCCCGGCCUGCGCAGCCAACAGCAGCGCCACCUACUGCGUUGAGGACGCCGAGUACCCCGCCUACGAGAUCAAGGCAGCCAUCGCGCAGGACCACCUCUUCGCCAAGAAGUACGCCGACAUCGGCACCCAGUCGGCCGACGACCUGGUCGAGGGCCUGACCAAGGAGCAGGAGGAGGCGUUCGACUACGGCUUCUACACCGGCGCCUCCACCGGCGACAGCCCGUAUGAUGUGACGCACUGGGCUGGUCCCGCCGGCUACAUAUGCCCCAGCGACGUGGCCUACGCCAUGCCGCGCCGCGCCCAGAACGUUGCCGGCGAGUGGCGCGUUAUCGUCAACGACGUGCACUACUACACCCAGACCGCCAGGGUGGAGACCUGCCUGUACCCGGACGCCGCCUGCCGCGCGCUGGCCCCCUGCUACAAGAGCAAGUGCACGCAGAAGUACAUCUACCACCGCAUGCUGUCGUUCGACCCGUGCGACCCGUACAAGGGCCUGUUCAUCGACAUCUACCGCCUGCCGAGCGCCUGCAGCUGCCACGUGGCCGCCCACUAGAGGCGCCACGUGAGCCAAUGACGUCACAGACACCACGGCGAGCGAGCACAGCGAGGCCCAGCGCCCGCUGACAAGACUCCUCUCCCCCCAGAGACUGCCGCCGCGCCGCCGCCGACCAUCAGGACCCGUGUGUGCUGGCUCCCCGCCUGCGUGUCGCCCCUGUCCUCUCCUCUGUCCUGUCCCUGCUGAGAGUAGCAAAAACACGCAAUAAAAAUGGCAUAACGA